GAGAAAAUGCUCCCAUCCGUUGAGUUCACCUUCUCUUGCAGUCCUUCAUCCGCUGGAGGUGCGAUAACUCCAACCUCGUCCGUGGACCAAUUAAGCCCACGUCCUCGCGGUAGCGAUCGGCGCUCGAUCACACCAAGUACACAGUCUCUUUUCGAGAACUUGCGUCUCGGCGAAGAUGUUCAGCCCCAAACGGCUGAAGAGCCACAGGUUGACCACACAGAGCAGGCGCAAAGAGUAUUUGGGUCGAGCCCGACACUCAAAUCCCUUGGAACAACGUACAGAGAUCUUUACAAUGCCACUCCUAGUCCUGCCGGACCCUCUUCCCGUCGGCCGGACCAGCAGCCGCGGGCAAGCACACCUAACUCCCCUCUGAAGGACAAGAGCAUGUCAAGGGACAACGCGACGCACGAAGACUCGGAUAACGAUUACUCCGACUACGACGAUAAUGAAGACGAGGAAGAGGAUGAAAGUCGUUACAACGUUCGCCAGGAUGAACUCCCUCCGGCGCCGAUCUACGAUAUGCGACUUCAGAAUGCACUACGCGCUGUCAGAGGUCAACUCGCCAGCCUUGCGCAGCACCUUGAGAGGAGAUGCGAUUUGGUGGGUGAUUCAACUACGGCGUUGCAUCAAUUGUAUGAGCAAGCACUCAAGGCGAGUCACUUUGCAUAUCCGGCCACGCGGACUGUGGGCUUCAUCGGCGACUCGGGAAUGGGCAAGAGCAGCAUAAUAAAUUCCAUUCUUGAUCAAGAGGGACUCGCCCGGUCGAGUGGGGACGGUGCUGCUUGCACGACAGUGGUUACUGAAUUCCGGAGUGUCAAUGACGAACAUCCGCAAAACUAUACCGUCGAAGCAGACUUCAUGGAUCAGAGCGAGAUCCGCGAGCUACUAGAGGAGUUGCUGUCCAGUGUUCGGAAAUACUACACGGAUGCCUUUCGCGAAGUGAAAAAGUCGGAAGAAAAGGAGGACAUCAAGGCCGCAGCGCUGAGAGCGUGGGAGACAUUACGGUCUCUCUUCCCACACGAAGAAGGCUUUGACCUCGAGUUUCUGUCCAAGGAAGGGGAAGAGUCGGUAAAUACCAUCUUAACGACCCUGCAGGAAUGGGCCAUGGCUGGACUGGAUUACCGACCGGGGGGACGAGACAACCUUCGCUAUUCCAUGGUAGCUCGGCAUGGGGAUGAAUGCAUGGAGCAGCUGGACAAUCUCAUGGCUGACUCCAAAGAUAGCAAGCGACCAGCAUUAUGGCCCUUUGUGAAGCUGAUCAGGGUUUAUUUGCGGUCGCCUGUCUUGCGCACUGGUCUGGUCUUGGCCGAUGUUCCAGGCUUCCGUGACCUGAACUAUGCCCGAGUCCGGGCGACAGAGAGGUAUCUCCGUCACAAUUGCGACGAAGUGUUCAUCGUCAGCUCGAUUCUCCGUUGUACCACCGACCAGUCGAUCGGCGAAAUAAUCCAACUUUGUGCACGAGAUCAGCCCAUCCGCAUUGUGUGCACUCGCUCCGAGGAUGUCGAUGCCAAAGAGACUGCGCGCAGUUCUUCCACUGAGGACGCUGCACGCAUCCGCAAUAUGGACAGCCGAAUCGAGCAUCUUGAAAGUAAUAUUAGAUCGACACGCUCUCGGAGGCGACGCGCGAGCGGAAGUAGGGGUCGAAGCCUCGCCGCUGAGGAGACCGAUUUGAGCGACCAGAAAGAUGCCCUCCAGCUCGAGUUGGAUCGUUUUCUGAUUACAAGAAGGAACACCCGAGUUACGGACGUUCUGUUGGCCGCCUGGGGCAACAACGCGCGGGUAUUCUGUGUUAGCAACAAGCUUUACGCUGAUCAUCGAUUCAUUGACAUCGAUGAAGCAAAUGGGUACCGUGCGCUGAGUGGGAUCACCGAGCUUCGUCGCUACUGCCAAUCUGUUCCGGCCGAUGCGCAGCUCCGAGCAACGGUCAUUUAUCUCAAGAACGAAGUCCCGGCCCUUCUAGGUUCGAUAAAUCAAUGGGUCUUGGCGGGUUCGAGUGGCAUUACUGUCGCCCGAGCGGAAUUACUACGUGGGGUUUUGGUGGAGGCGGAACGGACCCUCGAAAGGAACAUUCUCUCUCAGGACUCAGAAGUGCGUCGAGCGCAGGGUACUUUGGAACAACUAUUCACUAGCGACAUCACACGACUCAUCCAUACGUCACGGAACACCUGGUGCAAUAAUGCAGUUAAUGCGAGCAGAGAGUGGGCUUCAUGGCAUCACCUGACAUACGCAGCUUUUUGUCGCAAUUAUGGAAGUCACAAGACGAAAAGUCAGCCCCAGUAUCGUUGCUGGAAUGAAGAGAUUCUCGGCUCAGCUUGUGGUUGGCUGAAGCUCGCAUGGGAUGGUGUGCUGAGCCAGUUGGAAGGGCAUGCCGAAGGCUUUGAGAAAGGUCUUUCGCGUCUAUUCGGGGAGGUCUGCGAGUCUAUCGAAAAACACCAUGACCUCGCGCCAGAAUCGCUGCAAAAUCUGCUUUCGAAUAUCCGCACCCGGCAAAGAUGCUUGGAGGAAGCGGUUCGCAGUUCCUUCCAUGAUCUCAUAUAUACAACGGAAAAAGUCAAAGCCGACACAAUCCACGGGCACACCAGUUCUUAUAUCGCGAAUGUCAUGCGCCCUGUCUAUAACAUCUGCCAAGAGCAGUACGGGACCGGGAGCGAUUCCCGACGCAAGGGAACAAUGAACCACUUUCUUUCAUCUCCAACGCUUUUCAUACAAUUUGCCUCGAAUAUCGAUAAAGACUAUCGCCAAAUCUUGGAUAAGACCUUUGGUCAACUAGACCAUAGGCUGCGCGACGAGGUUGCGAACAUCACUCGGGACCUGCGGGCUUCAGUCACGGUCGAGGGCGAGGUUUCUGAAGCUGGCCAGAACCUUCAGCACGCAGGUCAAGUGAAGGAGAAGGUGGAGGAAAUUCGCGUUGUUUUAGAUCAUGCUCAACUGACAGUUCGGGAAUUGGCGGAGGGAGUGACGUUUUGAUUUGUUUAUUUUGUUGCGCAUAUUAGUAUUGCUGCAGCGAGAUCCUAGGAUUUGCCAGCUGCGACCUGCAUUACCCUUCUCAUUGCCAUCUAAAGUUAAUAUCUAGGUUCUAGCUUCAAGGAAUUUCCCAUAUAAAGUUACAC
Molecule: messenger RNA, 3110 nt
Organism: Aspergillus uvarum CBS 121591
Lineage: Eukaryota; Fungi; Ascomycota; Eurotiomycetes; Eurotiales; Aspergillaceae
Exons: 15
Coding region: 7-2967 (986 amino acids)
Source: RefSeq, a predicted model, not a curated record